GUUUCGGCGAGUAUAAUUUGUUUUUCUCAUUGGGAUUUAUAGAUUCUGUAAUUGUUUACUUGCAAAAGUUUGUAUUUUGGUGCAUCUUGUCAAUAAUUUAAGUACUCUGACUGUGUUUUGACUGUAUAGCAACCCAAAUAUUAUUCACUGGUUGGGCAGGGCUUCGCUAAUUUGUUUGUGUUCCGUCAUCGUGGUUUUGUUGGAUUGGACUUGUCUGUGCUAUUACGCCUCAUUUCCUUUUGUUUUUUUGCUUGAUCCUUUGUUUAGAUUCACAUAAUAUCAUUAUCUCUAUCUCUUUCUUAUGAAGGGGAAGAUACUGUCGCAACCUGUCUUGUUUUUGCAUUUAAUUUCAGUAUGGUAACUUGUCCUGAAAUGACAUUUUCGCUUAUGGGUGCUCAUUUGUAUUGAUUAAUUGUUGGCAGAGUCAAAGGAGAAUUUACAUCGAUUUGUUUGGAAUUGAAGAAGGCAUUGUGAUUUAUUUUUUUGAGAGGUAGUGGGAGGCAAUGUGAUUAUGAGAAUGGGUGCUGAACAAUGGACUACUUCUAACUGAUCAAUAUAAAGAUUUUUUUGUUUUUGAUGAUGGCCUCAAAAAGUGGUGGAAAACCUUCCCCUGAAUUGCAGCUGAAAGCUUUUGGUGCUUAUCAAACGGUAGAGCCAAAUGAUUGCAGCAAGCCUUUGCCUUUGUUGGUCUCGGAGAAAAGCAAGCCCAAGCUGGUUGCUUCUGGACAAUUACCCGAAUCUGAGCAAGCCACGACAAAACAGGUUAUCAUAGGCGCAUUGGAGAACAAAAAAUUACCGAAUUCUUCAACUAAGAACUCUGAUUCAAAUGUUUCUUCACUGAGUGUUGAACAAGCAUCAACAGUGGAAGUAUUUGUUGAUCAAGAGAAGAAAACAUCCGAGCAUGGAAGUGUGAAGAAUAGUUCGGUUUCUGCCAAAGUCAGUGAUGGGACCGGUAGUUUCGCCAAAACCAGUGGUAGUGCAAAAAUUAGUGAUCGUGCUGAUUUUGUGGAGAGUGGAAAGAGCAGUUUGUGUAGAGGAAGCACAAGCACUGAUGUGAGUGAUGAGAGCACAUGUAGCAGCUUUAGUACCAGCAUUAGCAAGCCCCACAAAGCAAAUGAUUUGAGAUGGGAAGCGAUCCAAGCUGUCCGUGCUAGUUCAAAAGAUGGGGCCAUGGGUUUGAGCCAUUUCAGACUGCUAAAGAGGUUGGGAUGUGGGGAUAUUGGAAGUGUCUACUUGGCGGAAUUGAGUGGAACAAAGUGUUAUUUUGCUAUGAAAGUCAUGGACAAAGCAUCUCUAGCAAGUCGUAAGAAGCUUCUUCGUGCUCAAACAGAGAGAGAAAUACUGCAAUCUCUGGACCAUCCCUUUCUUCCAACUUUAUACACACACUUUGAGACGGACAAGUUUUCAUGUUUGGUGAUGGAGUUCUGCCCUGGAGGAGACUUGCACACUCUUAGGCAGAGGCAACCGGGGAAGCACUUUACUGAGCAAGCAGUGAAAUUUUACGUAGCAGAGGUCCUCCUAUCGCUGGAAUAUCUCCACAUGCUCGGCAUUGUCUAUCGUGACCUUAAACCGGAAAAUGUCCUUGUGAGGGAAGAUGGGCACAUAAUGCUAUCAGAUUUUGACCUUUCCCUUCGUUGUGCUGUUAGCCCAACUCUUAUCCGGAACUCUUCCCUAGAGUCUCAGCCUCUGAGAAAGAAUCCUGUGUAUUGCGUCCAGCCAUCUUGUGUCGAGCCUUCCUGCAUCCAACCAUCUUGUGUAGUUCCCACAACAUGCUUUUCUCCUCGCCUUUUUUCUAGCAAGUCCAAAAAGGAGCGGAAACCCAAAAAUGAAAUUGGAAACCAAGUCAGCCCAUUACCCGAGCUUAUUGCCGAACCAACCAGUGCACGAUCUAUGUCAUUUGUUGGGACCCACGAGUACUUGGCUCCCGAGAUCAUUAAAGGCGAAGGUCAUGGGAGUGCCGUGGAUUGGUGGACUUUUGGGAUCUUUCUAUAUGAACUGUUAUUCGGUAAAACUCCUUUUAAAGGAUCAGGGAAUCGAGCCACGUUGUUCAAUGUUGUGGGUCAGCCUCUUCGAUUUCCGGAAUCUCCGGUUGUGAGUUUUGCUGCAAAGGAUCUGAUUAAGGGAUUGCUGGUUAAGGAACCGCAGAACAGAUUGGCAUAUAAAAAGGGGGCUACAGAGAUUAAGCAACAUCCAUUCUUUGAAGGUGUGAAUUGGGCUUUGAUUCGAUGUGCUACACCGCCGGAGAUCCCAAAGCCAGUUGACUUUGAACGAAUGCCGGCCCCACCGCCAGCAUCAACCAGUGAAAAGAAUAAUAUGAUUGCAGCAGCUGCUCCUGAUCAAAAAAGUUCCGAUAAUUAUCUUGAGUUUGAUUUCUUCUAGAGAUAUUAGCAUCGAUUGAAUACAUUUGUAUUUAUUUUAAGGGGGAACCAUGUUCUAGACAAGCUCUCGUGGAUUUUUAGUGGUGAGGAUGGAGUAUAUUAUUCCUGGAUGGUGAAAAUGCUAUGUCUGUUGUUGCUUCUUGUAACAGUUUCAAUCUGUAUUGCAUAUUCAUUGCUUGAACAACCUUAGUGUCAGAGUACCAGAAGCAUAUCGAGCACCAGAACUUUGUUUGGGGCAAAUGUGGAGCGAUGUGGAGCAAUCAAUCGUUAAAUGCUGGAUGAUGAGCUUAACAGAGGAAAACUAAUUCUCCAGAAUUCAAUGUGAAUGACGCAGAUUCACCAUCUUAUUUGUAUAUUUUCACAGCAUUUUUGUUUAGGCAAUGUUUUUCAUUUUAAGAUGAUGUAGCACCAAAACAUAAAUGUAGCCCUUUUGAGUUUUGAAAGGUUUAAAUAUAUGUAUGUAUGUGGUGUUUGUGCCUC
Molecule: messenger RNA, 2858 nt
Organism: Camellia sinensis
Lineage: Eukaryota; Viridiplantae; Streptophyta; Magnoliopsida; Ericales; Theaceae
Source: RefSeq, a predicted model, not a curated record